AUGACCGGAGGAUCGAUAGCAGCCCGUCGUCUAUCCCAACAACUUAGACUUUUCUCUUCUUCACCAUUCAGUACUCGCGUCAUCGGCGCACCUAACACCCUCGAUCACCGAGUGUUCAUCGAGCAGAGUGGCUCCGUCUUGUCAUCUUUCCAUGACGUUCCCCUUUUUGCCGACCAGAGCAACGGCAUCCUCAACAUGAUCGUUGAAGUCCCUCGUUGGACCAACGCGAAGAUGGAGAUCUCCAAGGAGGAACCCUUCAACCCAAUCAAGCAGGACAUCAAGAAGGGUCGCUUGCGUUUUGUCCGUAACUGCUUCCCCCACCAUGGGUACAUCUGGAACUACGGUGCUUUCCCUCAGACCUGGGAGGACCCGGCUGCUCUCCAUCCCGAGACCAAAGCCAAGGGUGACAACGACCCAUUGGAUGUCUGUGAGAUCGGUGAACAGGUCGGCUACGUCGGUCAGGUUAAGCAGGUUAAGGUCCUCGGUAUCAUGGCACUGCUCGAUGAAGGCGAAACCGACUGGAAAGUCAUCGUUGUUGAUGUGCACGACCCCCUUGCAUCAAAGCUUAACGACAUUGAGGACGUGGAGCGCCACCUUCCAGGCUUGAUCAGGGCCACCAAUGAGUGGUUCAGGAUCUACAAGAUUCCUGAUGGCAAGGGCGAGAACGCCUUUGCUUUCUCUGGUGAGGCCAAGAACAAGAAGUACGCGACAGAGAUCAUCCACGAAUGUAAUGAGGCAUGGCGCCGCCUGAUUUCUGGCGAAAGCCCUGCUAGGACCCCCACCUACGAUAUCUCUAUCCGCACCCUCACCAACCCGAACUCGCCAAGCUCGGUCACUCGUAGCGACCCCUCGUACGUUAACAUUCCUGCCGACUCCAGGCAACCUCCUGCACCCAUCGAUCCUUCCAUCUCAAAGUGGUUCUACAUUUCGUCUGUCCAGGUUUAG
This is a messenger RNA of Suillus paluster, 945 nucleotides long. Its product is annotated as inorganic pyrophosphatase. Gene Ontology annotation, molecular function: magnesium ion binding; inorganic diphosphate phosphatase activity. The coding region runs from base 1 to 945 and encodes 314 amino acids. Gene Ontology annotation, cellular component: cytoplasm; nucleus. Lineage: Eukaryota; Fungi; Basidiomycota; Agaricomycetes; Boletales; Suillaceae. The transcript is spliced from 7 exons. Gene Ontology annotation, biological process: phosphate-containing compound metabolic process. The record is from RefSeq and is a predicted model, not a curated record.